Molecule: messenger RNA, 751 nt
Organism: Trifolium pratense (red clover)
Lineage: Eukaryota; Viridiplantae; Streptophyta; Magnoliopsida; Fabales; Fabaceae
Exons: 2
Coding region: 34-438 (134 amino acids)
Source: RefSeq, a predicted model, not a curated record
UACACUCGACAUGGUUGGCAGUUUGUAUCAGAUAUGCAAAAGGGACUAAUUCCAGCUCUUCAAGAGGUUAUGCCUGGAGUAGAACACAGGUUUUGUGUGUGGCAUUUGUGGAAGAAUUUUUGUAAGAUGUUCAAGGAUAAACAACUGAAGGAUGUUGUUUGGGUUUGUGCAAAAAGUACUACACCGCAACAAUUUAACACCGAGAUGGAUAAAUUGAAGGCGAUGAACAAUAGUGCAUGGGAUUAUCUCUCUAAGUUUCCGCCUAAUACAUGGAGUAGAGCCUAUUUUUCGGAGCAACCUAAGGUAGACACUUUGUGCAACAAUAACUGUGAAGCUUUUAAUGCGAAGAUUUUGAAGUACAGAGGAAAACCAAUUCUGAAGAUGCUUGAGGAAAUUAGAAGCUACAUAAUGAGAAAUAUGGCAUCGAAUAAGAGGUAAUUGAGUGGAUGGUUAGGAGAGCUUACACCCGUCCAACAAAGUAGGCUUGACAUAGAGAAAACUCGAAGUAACAAAUGGAGGGUCCAAUUUUCUGGUGAUGGUCGGUUUCAAGUAGAAAAACAUGCUAUGAGAAUGGAUGUUGACAUUGACAAAAAAACUUGUACUUGUAGGCUUUGGCAAAUUAGUGGGAUGCCUUGUAGGCAUGCAAUUGCUGCAAUGGCUAGUUGGGGUUUACAACCUGAGGAAUUUGUCCAUAAUUGGCUUAAGAUGCCAUCAUUCAAGGCUGCUUAUGAGGAAUUUAUUCGGCCUUGCA